Messenger RNA from Aspergillus homomorphus CBS 101889, 1332 nucleotides. RefSeq names its product Spo7-like protein. Gene Ontology annotation, cellular component: Nem1-Spo7 phosphatase complex. The annotation marks the transcript as partial. The record is from RefSeq and is a predicted model, not a curated record. Gene Ontology annotation, molecular function: phosphoprotein phosphatase activity; protein phosphatase regulator activity. The transcript has a single exon. Lineage: Eukaryota; Fungi; Ascomycota; Eurotiomycetes; Eurotiales; Aspergillaceae. Gene Ontology annotation, biological process: nuclear envelope organization.
GCCAUGGCUUCUGCCAGCCUCGACCAGCUGGUCAAAGGCUCGCCUACGACACAAUCGUCCGAGUCGUCGACCACUACAGCCCCAUUCAAUGGUUCUCCGACUUCCGAUCCCUCUUCCCCGCCACGCCCAGCCACGCCCGACGCAUACUCGAACCUGCCUUCGUCUCCACCCCAAAUAUACCUUAAUCUCCUCAUUCUCGAAAGCUCCCUGCGAGCUCAAUAUCUAGCCUUGCGCGAGCGUCGAAGACAGAACACCUUUUUCCUGCUAUUGCUGGCCAUCUGGAUCAUCUAUUUCGCUUACGCGCUCUUCCUCCGUCCCCGCGAAGAUGGCCGCGGGGUGGGCGGAUCGGUCUAUUGGGUGGUAGAGAUGGGCGAGAAAGUCGCUCUACUCGGAGGCGUGGUCACAGCACUGCUGGUCUGGGGCACGGGACAAUGGGAGCGUGGAGUGCGGUGGCCGCGGCGCUGGCUCGCCGUGGCCAACCGUGGCCUCCGCACCAUGAAUACCAAGAUCGUCGUCAUACGAGGCCCUUGGUGGCAAGAGCUGCUCUCCUAUAUCUCCUUCCUCUUUCCAUUCACGGAUCCCUUCUCCCCCUCACCCGUCGGGGAUUUCCACUACAUCGAGCGUCCCGUGUCCGAUAAACGCGGUAGUCGGCAGCACUACCAGCAAUAUUAUGGCCACGACACAGAAUCAGGUCUUGUACAGGAAGAUCUAAGUCCGGGAGGGGACUACAUUCGACUGCUUCUUCUCCCGAAAUCAUUUUCCCCGGAGUUCCGCGAGAAUUGGGACGAUUACCGCACUGAGUUCUGGGAGAAAGAGAACGAGCGUCGCGCGCAGUUGCGCCAAAAGCUGCUCCAGAAGGAGCGCCAGCUUGCUCAGCAGGACCGCAGCUGGUUCUGGUGGAUUGGAUCCGGGUGGAAGGCCUCGCAGCGUCGCCGACUGGCCGCCGCGACCCUCGGCCGAUCCGGAGAAACCGGGCCCCAACACCACCGCCACCAUCACCACUCCAGCAUCUCCUCCAAACACAGUCUCGAGCCCAGAUCACCCGCGCGGAAGGGUACCCGCUCCGAAUCGCACUCGCGGACCCCCUCCCGGAGCACCACCCCCGUGGACACGGACGAGCGGCCGCCAUCACGAUCGUCGAUCAGCGGCCGCCCUCGCAGGGGCAGCACCAGCCCAAUCGCGAACCUGGAUCAUGCGCAUCACCUACAGCAGCAGCAACAGCAGCGCAAGAAGAAAGGCACCAAGUCCAUGUCACGCGGUCUCUCGCCAUUGACACAGGGUCAGAUCCGAGAGGGUGUGCUGCGCACCCCGUCCUUCUCAUCCGAUGAUUCC